AUGCCCCAAAGAAAGAUCAUCAAAGGUACUCACGAGGUAACUAAACAUGUACAGGGUGAUGACAAGAGUGUCACUUCUUCUUCCUCAACAACCUCAUCUAACACCCCUUCCAUACCAGAAUAUCAUCAAGGAAAAUUAGUGGAAUAUGACGAUUUCAAGAAACAAGCAGAAGAAUCGGAGCAAGAAAACACAGAAGAACAAGAACGAGCGAAAAGGUUGGAAGAAGAAAAUGAUGCAAAGAUCGAAGAAUUCAAGAAAAAACGAAACAUUAAAUUACAAUAUAACUACACUCCCUAUUUUCAUAAUAAACAAGACGAGAAAGACUGA
This is a messenger RNA of Naegleria lovaniensis, 327 nucleotides long. RefSeq lists its product as uncharacterized. The record is from RefSeq and is a predicted model, not a curated record. The transcript has a single exon. The coding region runs from base 1 to 327 and encodes 108 amino acids. Lineage: Eukaryota; Heterolobosea; Eutetramitea; Acrasida; Naegleriidae.